AUGAAGGAUAGUGCAUGCAAAGCCGAUCUUCCUUCUGUUUCUAUCUUCUUGGAUUUUCCAGUGGAAAUGAGCCUCUUUUCUCGGUUCCGAACCCGAGUUCUUGGAUGGUGGCAUGACGUUCCGUUUCCGUUGCCCGCAUUAGAGGUCAACGCCUCGCCGGUCUUUCAAUCAUGGCAUAGAUUCGACUCAUUCUCCAACAGAUGGAUUCCCUUUAACCCGCCCCACGAAACCACUCAAGAGGAAAGCAGUGCUAGCGUAGAUGUCGGGCCAGCUCAAGGCUCCAGGCUAGUCCUUGUUACAUGGAAUGUUGAUGCCACUGCGUCCGGAUCAGAGACUCGUAUCUCUGCUAUUAUAUCGCAUCUCCAGAAUUCGGUUCCACUUGUCGAUGUUAUUUUCCUCCAGGAAGUAUCACGGCCUGCUCUGACCACUUUACUAGCAAUACCUUGGCUCCGCGAUCACUGGUACUCGAGCGAAGCGGAUACUAUCAACUGGGGAACGCAAUCUUUCGCAAAUAUGACGCUUGUGUCAAGAUUGCGGCUAGACGAUGUAGGCCGCGCUGCUAAUAAUGCGGCUCUCGGUCCAAUCUGGAGGGCCAAAUAUCCCAGUCGUUUUGAAAGAGAUGCGCUUUGCUGUGACAUUCUUCUAACCUCAUCUAGAUGUCUUUCCCGUGUCCGUCUCAUCAACGUGCAUUUGGAUUCUCUUCCGAUCCAGCCGUCUCUGCGCCCCAUCCAGCUCUCCGUUGUUGCGUCCUACCUUCACGCCGCUGGCCGUGGUAUAGUGGCGGGCGACUUUAACUCCGUUCUUCCUGAGGACGACACACUCGUCAGUACAAACUGCCUCGUAGACGUAUGGGCCGAGCUCCAUCCAGAUGAAGCGGCUUUACUUAGGGAUUUGACGGAAACCAGCCAUUUGCGCCCAACCGACUCGACAAGGUGGCUGUGGUUGGGCUGAAGGCCUACGAUAUCCAGGUGAUACGACCAGGUAUGUGUGUGAAUACGAGCAGCCAGAGGAGAGAG
Messenger RNA from Talaromyces stipitatus ATCC 10500, 1016 nucleotides. RefSeq names its product endonuclease/exonuclease/phosphatase family protein. Gene Ontology annotation, molecular function: single-stranded DNA binding; 5'-tyrosyl-DNA phosphodiesterase activity. Bases 1 to 951 code for a protein of 316 amino acids. Gene Ontology annotation, biological process: double-strand break repair. Lineage: Eukaryota; Fungi; Ascomycota; Eurotiomycetes; Eurotiales; Trichocomaceae. The record is from RefSeq and is a predicted model, not a curated record. Gene Ontology annotation, cellular component: PML body; cytoplasm. The transcript has 2 exons.